AUGCCGGAUAAAAGAAAAUCUUUCGCCGCACCAAUAUCAAAAACAACGAAAUCUAAACGACAGUCGUCAGUACCGACUACAUCAUCAAUUACACGUAGUAUUCCUACCUCGUCGAACGAAAAAAAUCGACCUAAAAUCAAUAACAACAUGACGGUUAUUGGUGGAGACAGAGCAAUUAACAAAGCAGACAUUUCUGGCCCUGAAUUCGAUUCUCUUUAUCGCCAAAUCGCAUACGGUAAAUUUUUGCGCACUAUGCUCGAAGAUUGCUUAGUUGAAGAAAAAAUAGAACGUGAAGAAACACAAAUGGACAUUCAAAUGGCUCAAUUAGCUGACAGAUUUAAAAAUAUCAUGAGGCAGCUAGACAAAACAAAUCGACGAUUGAAGGAAAUAUCUUUUAUUGUUGAACAGAAAAGGUUACUUGAUCUCAAAUCUCAAGAUUACACCAAGUUUCAUGAAAUAUCAAAAAACUCUAAUGCUGUAAGUAUUUUAAGUGAUCUUGCAGCAACAGAGCAAACAUUUUUGGAUAAACUAAUAACAAAAAAUGUUGAUUUUGGUUAUGAUAAAGAGAGUGGACAUAAGCAGUUACUAGAUGCUGUUAAUGAUGCAAUAGAAGGCUUAGAAGAAAUUAAGAAACAUUCUAACUUAGAUUUAAACAAGUUUGAAGAGUAUGAAAAGACUAAAACAAAUCUUGAUGUAUUGGAAAAAGUGAAAUUAGACUUAGUGAGUUUAAAGUCCGACUUUGAAUCAAAAUUUCCAAAAUUUAGUGAGAGAUUACUGAAAGAGGCCUCUGAAAAGAUUGCAACAAUGAUGAACAACGAUGAUGAUGAUGAGGAUGAUGGUAUCAUCAAAGAAAGGAUGAACAUGAAAUGUAUUUGUGCAGGCAAUGAGCUCUCCCGGCAACUGGACCUGUGGCUCUCCAAGGCGGACCUCACACAUGGCCCGGCGAGGGCUAUCAUAGCGCCGCAUGCUGGGUAUUCAUAUUGUGGCGCGUGUGCAGCCUACGCCUACAGACAAGUCAGCCCUGUUGUAGUCAAACGGAUCUUCAUUUUGGGCCCCUCCCACCACGUAAGGCUCGGCGGUUGUGCGCUUUCUUCCCUCGACAAGUACCAGACACCGCUCUAUGAUCUCACCAUAGACAAACAGAUAUACGCGGAGCUAGAAGCGACUCGUCAGUUUGAAUGGAUGGACGUGCAGACCGACGAGGACGAGCACUCCAUUGAGAUGCACCUGCCUUACAUUGCUAAAGUGAUGGAAGAGUACAAAACCGGUUUUACGAUCAUACCAAUUUUGGUUGGAUCGUUAACACCAGAAAAAGAAGCGAAAUACGGUGCAAUCCUGGCCCCGUAUUUGGCGGACCCACAGAACUUGCUGGUGAUUUCCUCCGACUUCUGUCACUGGGGUUCACGCUUCCGGUACACGUGGCGCGACUCCUCGCGGGGACACAUCUAUCAGAGCAUCGAGUGGUUGGAUAAACAGGGUAUGGAUAUCAUAGAGAAGAUGGACCCACGCGCGUUCACCGACUACCUCAAUAAAUAUGGUAACACCAUAUGCGGCCGGCAUCCUAUCGGAGUACUAUUGCAGGCGAUAGCUAAACUGCGGAGCCAGCCGAACGCUCCAAAAAUGUCCCUUCAAUUCCUCAAGUACGCGCAAUCAUCUCAGUGCAUGAAUCACCAGGACUCCUCAGUUUCCUACGCAAGUGCCUCCCUUGUUUUCGAGUAA
Parnassius apollo (apollo) is the source of this 1719-nucleotide messenger RNA. NCBI's taxonomy places the organism in Eukaryota, Metazoa, Arthropoda, Insecta, Lepidoptera, Papilionidae. The record is from the annotation of a GenBank genome assembly.